AAGAAGGAGCGGCAGUGGAUACGGUGGGCAACCGAGACUAUACCUUCAUUGCUCCGCCCCCAUCUGAAGCUCCUAUGCGAGUCGGAAUCGCUUCGCAAUGUGCAGCGUCCCUCAAAGCAGCCGUGCACUUGUGGACAGAAGGACGCCCGAACGCUGCAGAUUGUCUGCGUAUUCUUCGAGCGCUUGGAAAACAUUCAGAUCGGUGCAUGCCAGUGUUCGCCUGCCGCCCUCCAGCUUCUCUCGCGAGGACUGUUCCCGUGUGCGCCCCAAGCCCCGACAUUAGCCGUCAACAUCAAUCUCCUUCAAUUUGCUCAAGAGCUGUUCCUCCGGCUGCCUCCGAAUACAACGUCGUUCUGCGCGACCCUGGAGGCAUUCCUAGGCUAUAGAAAGUACAAACUUACAACGAGAGACUCAUUGCGCCGGAGGUUUGGGAAUGCCCUUCUGUGGUAUUUGAAUCUCGUCAACGCGACCAACCGACUGGUACAGGAUCAUAUUGAAGCAGCACGGGUGACUGUG
This is a messenger RNA of Laetiporus sulphureus 93-53, 516 nucleotides long. RefSeq lists its product as uncharacterized. The annotation marks the transcript as partial. NCBI's taxonomy places the organism in Eukaryota, Fungi, Basidiomycota, Agaricomycetes, Polyporales, Laetiporaceae. The transcript has 3 exons. The record is from RefSeq and is a predicted model, not a curated record.